GCAUGGUUGCGCCUUCCAACACAAAUUGACUCCAAAAUACGAAAUGAAUUUGUCAAUCAAGUUCUUGAAACAAUUGAGUUGGAUGAAAUAAGGGAUGCUUUAGUUGGAAUACCAGGGACAAAUGGACUAUCUACGGAGCAACGGAAGCGGCUCACAAUUGCUGUUGAGCUUGUAUCGAACCCUUCAAUCAUAUUCAUGGAUGAGCCAACAUCAGGCUUGGAUGCAAGGGCAGCUGCUAUUGUCAUGCGUGCAGUGAAGAACGUCGCAGACACAGGUCGAACCGUUGUGUGCACUAUUCACCAACCAAGUAUCGAAAUAUUUGAGGCAUUUGAUGAGCUAAUGCUGAUGAAAAGGGGUGGAGAGUUGAUCUAUGCUGGGCCGCUUGGACACCAUUCAUGUAAGGUCAUCCAAUAUUUCCAGGCAAUAUCUGGGGUACCAAAGAUCAAGGACAACUACAAUCCUUCAACAUGGAUGCUAGAAGUUACCUCAACAUCUAUGGAAACUCAACUGGGAGUUGAUUUUGCACAAGUUUAUAGGAACUCGUCGAUGUACAAGGAUAAGGAUGAACUCAUAAGACGCUUGAGUAUACCACCUUUGGGUACAAGCAAUCUCAAUUUCCCAACACGGUAUCCACAAAAGUUUUGGGAGCAGUUCAAAGCUUGCCUUUGGAAGCAAAAUUUAUCAUAUUGGAGAACCCCUUCAUACAACUUGGUGCGAAUUAUUUUCAUAACAGUCUCCUGCAUUGCCUUUGGGGUAUUAUUUUGGCAGCAAGGCAAUAUAGAUAGCAUAAAUGACCAACAAGGUCUGUUCACCAUAUUGGGAUGCAUGUACGGCACCACUCUGUUUGCUGGCAUCAACAACUGCCAAUCUGUGAUGCCAUUUAUCUCGAUUGAGCGCUCUGUCGUGUACAGAGAAAGGUUUGCAGGAAUGUACUCUCCUUGGGCUUACUCAUUUGCACAGGUCGCCAUGGAGAUUCCUUAUGUGUUUGUGCAAAUAUUGUUGUUCAUGUUCAUAGCUUACCCAAUGAUAGGGUAUGCAUGGGAACCAACAAAGUUCUUUUGGUUCUUUUAUACUAUGUUCUGUACACUACUCUACUUCCUCUACCUUGGAAUGAUGAUGGUGUCAAUCACCCCAAAUAUCCAAGUGGCGUCCAUAUUGGCAUCUAUGUUCUACACCAUACAAAACCUCAUGUCUGGCUUCAUUGUGCCUGCACCACAAAUACCAAAAUGGUGGCUAUGGCUGUACUACACAUCCCCCAUGUCAUGGACACUCAAUUUAUUCUUCACUACCCAGUUUGGUUAUGAGGAUGAUAAGAAAAUUGAGGUAUUUGGAGAGACCACUUCAAUCGCAGCAUUUGUGAGAGACUACUUUGGUUUUCGCCAUGACUUGUUACCACUGGCAGCUAUAGUUUUGUCGGCCUUCCCCAUCGUCUUUGCCACUCUUUUCGGUUACAGCAUUUCAAAGCUCAACUUCCAAAGGAGAUAAAUCAAUAAUUAGUCAAAAGAAAAAUUUGUUGCAUAGUGUAGCAUAAAUUUUUCAUCCUACAGAUGUAUUUAUAGAAAAAUAAUUUCAUGUUUGCUCGCCAAUUAAGUCAGUGUCUUGUGUAUAUAGAUAUGUACUAUGCUAUUACAAAUACUACUUGGAAUCAUUAAUUGUGAAACGAUGCAAGGCCAUGAGUACAAACAUAUUAUCUUCAGAGGCAUACCUAAGAUGCAAAUAGAUUGUUCGUUUCAAGUGCUUGAAAUAAAAAUUAUUUUUAUCUUU
Messenger RNA from Panicum virgatum (switchgrass), 1764 nucleotides. Its product is annotated as ABC transporter G family member 41-like. Gene Ontology annotation, cellular component: membrane. Bases 196 to 1485 code for a protein of 429 amino acids. Lineage: Eukaryota; Viridiplantae; Streptophyta; Magnoliopsida; Poales; Poaceae. The transcript has 8 exons. Gene Ontology annotation, molecular function: ABC-type transporter activity. The record is from RefSeq and is a predicted model, not a curated record.